UUCCGUUUUUUUUUGAUCGGAAGGGACCAGAGGCGAACUCCGAAGAGAAUGGCUCCGAAGAAGAAGCCGCAGAAGCAAAGCAACAAAGCUGCUGCUUCGUCUUCAUCAUCGAAAUCGAAUUAUCAGAAACCUUCUUCUGGUCCUAAGCUUCAGAUUUCGGCGGAGAACGAAGAUCGUUUGCGGCGGCUCUUGCUCAACACUGGCCGCUCCGGUCCUACGGUUCCGGCUCCUAUCAGUAAUUCGCUCUCCAAGGCUCAAAAGACAAAGAAACUCACUAAUGUCUAUGAGAAACUCUCUUGCGAAGGCUUCGUUGAUGAUCAGAUUGAGCUCGCUCUCUCCUCCCUUAGAGAUGGAGCUACGUUUGAGGCUGCACUUGAUUGGCUUUGCUUGAACUUGCCGAGUCAUGAGUUGCCAGUGAAGUUUUCUACUGGAGCUUCUCGGUUUCCUACCACAGGUGGUUCUGUGGGUGUGAUAUCGAUCUCCCGGGAUGAUUGGAAUGAUUCUAUCGACUCUUCAGUCCAGGUAGAGGAGGAGGAGCCUGAGGUUUUAAUUCGAGUGAAGGGCAAACAAGAUGAAGAAGAUACUCUUAAUUCUGGCAAAUCAUCUCAAGCUGAUUGGAUCCGUCAGUAUAUGAUGAGACAGGAAGAGGAAGAAUUGGAAUGUUGGGAAGAUGAAGUCGAUGGUAUUGACCCCAGAAAGAAGGUAUCUGGUCCAAGGCCAUUCGAUGUGAUUUCCAAAGAAUAUUAUUCGGCAAGAUCAGAUGCUAUAAAAGCAAAGGAGAAGCGUGAUAAAAGAGGACAGGAGCAAGCAGGCCUAGCGAUUCGCAAGCUCAAGCAAGAGAUAUCUGAUCUUGGGAUAUCGGAAGCAAUGUUAGAAUCUGAAUUUCAGCGCGAAUAUGCUUUUGAAGAACAAGAAUUAACCUGUCCCAUGUCCGAUAACCUUCAUGAGUCAGUUGAUGCUGACGAUGUCUCUGUUCAGCCGUUAGAUAACUUGACCUUGGAUGCCAAUCCUGCUGGGAGCUGUGAGUCGGAGGAAAUUCAAACUAAAGUGCUUCCCUCAAGUUCCUCGGGACAAGAUUUAGUUGCAUUGGAUGAAGAUUCAGAGGACGUGGAGCUUGGCGGUACAUUUUUUGAAGAAAUUCCACCUUCUGAAAUUUCACCCCAUGAACUCCUGGAAUUGCAGAAGGAGGAAAAGAUGAGAGAACUACGCAGUGAGAAAAAUCUUGGGAAACUAGAUGGUAUCUGGAAGAAGGGUGAGGCGCAAAAGAUCCCAAAGGCAUUUCUCCAUCAAUUGUGUCAGAGAUCAGGGUGGGAAGCACCAAAGUUCAAUAAAGUAACCGGUGAAGGAAGAGAUUUUUCAUAUACUGUAAGUAUUCUUCGCAAAGCCAGUGGACGGGGUAAAAACAGACAAGCCGGGGGUCUGGUAACUCUUCAACUUCCACAUAAAGAUGAGAACUUUGAAUCCAUUGAGGAUGCACAAAACAAAGUUGCGGCAUUUGCUCUUCAUAAGCUUUUUUCUGAUUUACCUGUCCACUUUGCAAUUACGGAGCCUUAUGCGUCUCUACUUCUGAUCUGGAAACAAGAGGAAUUGUUCUGUACCAUACAAAGCACAGAAGAAGACCGAAGAGCUAGUUUUGUUGAUAAGUUGCUUGGGGAGGAAAAUUUCAGUUUAACCGCGUCAUCAAGUGGCAUUGACAAUGCACUUCCAUUGGUGGACUCCGAUGUCAAAGAGAAAGAUGACUUGGGUGUUGUCAAAUCUAAUCAUAGAGCUAAAAAAGACUCCUAUAUAGAAGCUGAGUGUUUAACCCUCCAACGAAAACAAGAAAACAAAAAGAGAAUGCCGAAGUACAAGGAAAUGUUGAAAACUAGAAAUGCUCUUCCUAUAUCCGAAGUUAAGAAUGGCAUACUCCAGCAUCUGAAAGAAAAAGAUGUCUUGGUGGUAUGCGGAGAAACAGGCUCCGGAAAGACUACACAGGUUCCUCAAUUUAUAUUGGAUGAUAUGAUUGAUUCGGGGCAUGGUGGAUACUGUAAUAUCAUAUGCACACAACCUCGGCGGAUUGCGGCUAUCUCUGUUGCUCAAAGAGUUGCUGAUGAGCGUUGUGAAUCCUCUCCAGGCUUAGAUGACUCCUUGGUUGGGUAUCAAGUUCGUCUUGAAAGUGCAAGGAGUGACAAGACUAGGCUGCUGUUUUGUACUACUGGCAUUCUAUUGAGGAAACUCGCUGGAGAUAAAACCUUGAACGAUGUUACACAUAUUAUAGUCGAUGAAGUGCAUGAGCGGUCUCUUUUGGGUGAUUUUCUCCUCAUUAUUUUGAAGAGCCUGAUUGAGAAGCAAUCAUGCGAUAAUACAUCACGUAAACUAAAAGUUAUCCUUAUGUCCGCUACUGUGGACGCAGAUCUAUUCUCAAGAUAUUUUGGUCAUUGUCCAGUGAUUACUGCUCAAGGAAGAACACAUCCAGUCACUACCCACUUCCUGGAGGAGAUUUAUGAGAGUAUUAACUACCUUCUUGCACCAGAUUCUCCUGCUGCGUUAAGGUCUGAUUCAUCUAUUAGAGACAAGCUUGGUUCCGUAAAUGACCGUAGGGGGAAAAAGAAUCUUGUAUUGGCUGGCUGGGGAGAUGAUUAUUUGCUGUCUGAGGACUGUCUCAACCCAUUCUAUGUUUCCAGUAAUUACAACUCAUACAGUGACCAAACACAACAAAAUCUGAAAAGGUUAAAUGAGGAUAUAAUUGACUACGAGCUUCUUGAAGAGUUGAUAUGCCACAUUGAUGACACUUGUGAGGAAGGGGCAAUUCUUAUAUUUUUGCCUGGAGUGUCAGAAAUUUACAUGUUACUCGAUAGGUUAGCUGCCUCGUAUCGUUUUCGUGGACCUGCUGCAGAUUGGCUUCUUCCUCUACAUUCUUCUAUUGCAUCUACAGAACAGAGAAAGGUGUUUCUGCGUCCCCCUAAAGGCAUACGGAAGGUUAUCGCAGCUACAAAUAUUGCAGAGACCAGUAUAACAAUUGAUGAUGUGGUGUAUGUGAUUGACAGUGGCAAACACAAGGAAAAUCGCUACAAUCCACAGAAGAAAUUGUCGAGCAUGGUGGAAGAUUGGAUAUCUCAAGCAAAUGCAAGGCAGAGAACAGGAAGAGCUGGACGUGUCAAACCUGGUAUUUGCUUUUCAUUGUACACACGCAAUAGGUUCGAGAAGUUAAUGCGUCCCUAUCAGGUUCCUGAGAUGCUGCGGAUGCCAUUAGUAGAGUUAUGUCUACAAAUCAAAUUGCUUGGCUUGGGUCACAUUAAACCUUUUCUGUCCAAGGCUUUGGAACCUCCGAGUGAAGGUGCUAUGACCUCUGCGAUUUCAUUGUUACAUGAGGUCGGUGCUGUUGAAGGGGAUGAAGAGUUGACACCACUUGGGCAUCAUUUAGCAAAACUUCCUGUUGAUGUGUUGAUUGGAAAGAUGCUGUUAUAUGGUGGAAUAUUUGGUUGCUUAUCACCUAUUCUCUCAAUCGCUGCUUUCUUGAGCUACAAAUCACCGUUUAUAUAUCCCAAAGAUGAGAAACAAAAUGUCGACCGGGUGAAACUUGCUCUCUUGUCUGACAAUGUGGUGGGCUCGAGUGAUUUAAACAACAAUGACAGACAAUCUGAUCACCUCCUUAUGAUGGUUGCAUACGAUAAAUGGGUGAAGAUACUGCAAGAGCGAGGAAUGAAAGCUGCACAGAGGUUCUGUGAAUCAAAGUUCUUGAGCAGCUCAGUGAUGCGGAUGAUCAGAGACAUGAGAGUACAAUUUGGCACAUUACUUGCCGAUAUCGGGCUCAUCAAUCUUCCUAAAACAGGAGAGUUUUCGGGGAGAAAAAAGGAGAAUCUUGAUGUCUGGUUUUCUGACCCAAGUCAACCUUUCAAUAUGUAUUCACAACAACGUGAAGUUAUUAAGGCUAUACUAUGCGCAGGACUAUAUCCUAAUAUAGCAGCCAAUGAUAAAGGAAUUACAGAGACAGCGUUUAACAGUUUGACAAAGCAAGGAAACCAAACAAAGAGCUACUCGGCAUGGUACGAUGGCAGAAGAGAAGUUCAUAUCCAUCCAUCUUCUAUAAACAGCAGCUUCAAAGCAUUCCAAUACCCUUUCCUUGUAUUCCUUGAGAAGGUUGAAACGAACAAAGUAUAUUUGCGAGAUACAACCAUCGUUUCUCCUUUCUCCAUUCUACUUUUUGGUGGCUCAAUCAAUGUUCAUCAUCAGAGUGGAUCAGUCACCAUUGAUGGAUGGUUGAAGGUAGCAGCACCAGCUCAAACAGCGGUUUUGUUCAAAGAACUCCGGUUAACCCUUCAUUCCAUUCUUAAAGAUCUCAUCCGAAAACCCGAGAAAUCAGGUAUUGUCCACAAUGAAGUCGUAAAAUCUAUGGUCCAUCUUCUUAUAGAAGAAGGCAAACCGCAACACACAUGAAUUAAAAAGGAAUACCAAAUUGUCUGUAACUCACCAAUAUUUGAAGGUGAACAAUGUAUAAGCCACAAUGUUGAUACUAAGGUGUCUUUCAUAGCUAAUAAUUUCAGUUUUAGGUAAGUCAAUUGAGAUUCCCAGAGCUCAAUUGUCUAUAUUUACAA
Molecule: messenger RNA, 4574 nt
Organism: Capsella rubella
Lineage: Eukaryota; Viridiplantae; Streptophyta; Magnoliopsida; Brassicales; Brassicaceae
Product: DExH-box ATP-dependent RNA helicase DExH7, chloroplastic
Exons: 34
Coding region: 49-4416 (1455 amino acids)
Cellular component (GO): intracellular anatomical structure
Molecular function (GO): ATP binding; RNA binding
Source: RefSeq, a predicted model, not a curated record